CCUAUGCCUGUCCUCUCUACCACUUCCUAUUUUGCAGGAUAACUGAGGCAGACUGCAAGAAGAAUGGAGCCGGAAAAAAUGGCAGACGAUCAUGUCGUGGAAGCCGAAUACGGUUUCAACAAACCCAGAAAUCGGAAAAGAAAGGCUGAUAUGGUAGCCGACGGUACUAGUGAUGGCCGGCGAGCAACGCUAAUGAAAAGAAUGACAUUGUCUUUGACAAAGCCAUCGUUUGUUAUGGGGCUUGGACCCAAGAUGGUGAGGGUAGAAAAUCGAGUUACAUUGCGGAAUGUGUUGCGCAAACUUCUGAGGCAGCAGAAUUGGGUAGAAGCAAGUGGAGUACUGAGCAUGUUACUGAAAGGGACUUUGCGGGAUAGAUCUCCUAUUAAGAAUCGAUUGAAGUAUUUGGCUUCUAUGGAGCUUCUUAAGCAUAUAGAAGGUGAUCGUAUGAGACCAAAUAGGAUCAAGCACGUCUAUGACAACUGGAUGAGGAAGAUUGGAUCAAUGAAGAAUUGGCCAAUUGAGGAUAGAUUUAUGGUCCAUGUAGAAUUCAUUCUUUUCUGCCUUGAAGAAGGAAACACGGAGGAUGCACAUCAGGCUGCUUUAUGCCUCAUGCAGGAGCAUGAUUCUGUGAAUGAUCCAAUGUCAAAUAUGAUUAUAGGAUUGACAUUUCGUCAGUUGUGGUUCUCUACCAUUCCAGAAGAGAUACAGUGGAGGGACUCACUCCAGUUUCAUUCCCCAAUUCAAUUAGAUAGGAUGAUUUCAAACUCAUUUGGGUGUUCUGUCAGCAACUCUCAUGGAGAUGGUGCCCCAUAUCAGAGUAAUUCAGAGACUUCUGUCAUGAAUGAUAAAUUAGUUCAUGUUGAUAGUGAGGGACACCGAGAAACUUCUAUUGAGGUUGAUCGUGACCUAAAAGUGGAAAAUCAUCCCCAAAACUUUGAGGCACAUGACUUUUACAUGAGUUCGGCAGAAAAGAAUGAAAACGAAGCCUCUCUCUCAGAUAAUGGAGGUUAUCAGCACUAUGUUUCAAUUUUUUCUGCUCUUGAGGGUUUGGAUCCACUAUUGUUGCCUCUUCAUUUACCACAUUCUAUUGAUAAUUGGGAGAAUGCCAUUAGUUUAUGCGGCGAAUUUCUGAAUGGCUAUUAUAAGGACGCAGUGAAGCACUUAGACCUUGCUCUUAACUCAAAUCCUCCAAUAUUGGUUGCCUUACUUCCUCUAAUACAGUUGUUGUUAAUUGGAGGUCGAGUUGACAAAGCUCUCAAAGAAGUGGAAAAAAUCUGUCAUGAUUCAAAUGCAGCACUUCCCUUCAGAUUGAGAGCUGCACUUGUAGAACAUUUUGAUCGAAGUAACGAUGUCUUGCUUUCAUCUUGUUAUGAGCAAAUAUUGAAGAAGGAUCCAACUUGUUGCCAUUCAUUGGGAAAACUUGUUGACAUGCAUCGAAAUGGCAAUUACACUCUUGAGUCUCUAUUGGAAAUGAUAGUGUUGCAUUUAGAUGAUGGUACCUGUGUAGAAUAUGAUAAAUGGAGAGAGUUGGCUUUGUGUUUUCUGAAACUUUCUCAAUCUGAAGAGGAUAGAGUAUCGACAGCAUGUUCAAUUGGGACUGGUGAACAUAACCUGAUGUCCUCAUUUAAUAUAAACAGUAACCUUAAGUUGUUGACCGAAAAGAAAUCGAGAAACACUUGGAGAUUGCGUUGUCGAUGGUGGUCAACACGACAUUUCAGCCAUAAAAUAGCAUCAGAGACUUUAGAUGGUAAUUUGGAGCUUUUGACUUACAAAGCAGCAUGCGCAUGCCAUAUGUAUGGAAGCAACUUCAAAUAUGUGGUAGAGGUUUACAGCCUUUUAGAAAAGCAGACUGAUAGGGACUUGUUCUUGUUCUUAAAGAAGCACAAACUGAAUUCAUUUGGACUCCAAGCUAAACUAUAAUCUUUUGCAUUUUUCUUUAUGCACAAUCAUAUUCAUACUUCAAUUUAUUUUUGUUUACGUUUGCCUAGUUUAAGCAUCCCAUCCCAUUUGAGACACAAUUUCACCCCUUUACAAAAGAUUUGGAUCUUUUGGAGUGAGUAAAGGUUCUAGUAUGGAUUUGGAAAA
Messenger RNA from Momordica charantia (bitter melon), 2085 nucleotides. RefSeq names its product TAF RNA polymerase I subunit A. The record is from RefSeq and is a predicted model, not a curated record. NCBI's taxonomy places the organism in Eukaryota, Viridiplantae, Streptophyta, Magnoliopsida, Cucurbitales, Cucurbitaceae. Gene Ontology annotation, biological process: transcription by RNA polymerase I. Gene Ontology annotation, cellular component: RNA polymerase I transcription regulator complex.